Molecule: messenger RNA, 1398 nt
Organism: Lytechinus variegatus (green sea urchin)
Lineage: Eukaryota; Metazoa; Echinodermata; Echinoidea; Temnopleuroida; Toxopneustidae
Product: deoxyribonuclease-1-like
Exons: 8
Coding region: 123-953 (276 amino acids)
Biological process (GO): DNA catabolic process
Cellular component (GO): nucleus
Molecular function (GO): DNA nuclease activity
Source: RefSeq, a predicted model, not a curated record
AGCACAUAUUUCUCUUUAUAAUUCAAAGGUGUAGUUUGGCAUCAACCUUUCGGAUCAAGCCUUCUCUUCACAUUUUCUAGACCUCGUUGGUUUUUCCCUCGUUCAAUUUCAAUACAGUAGCAAUGGCUCGAGGAAGUAUAAUAUGUUUGGUUUUUGCUGCUCUCUGUCUUUCUUCUGUAUCUGCAACAGUGAAGAUCGCAGCUUUUAAUGUACAGACGAUGGGGGUCAGCAAAAUGGGAAAGCCUGAAGUAGUCAACGUGUUGAAGCAGAUAAUCUCAUUCUACGACAUGGUCUUAAUCCAAGAGAUCAGAGACAGCUCAGGAGAGGCUAUCGUUGAGCUCUUAGAAGAAGUCAAUAGUUAUUCAUCGGAAGAAUAUGAUAUGGUGAUAUCUUCACGAGCCGGACGCAGUUCCUACAAAGAGCAAUACGCAUUCUUCUACAAGAAUAACAAGAUGACCGUUUUGGAUUCUUUUGAGUAUCCGGAUAACGGAGAUCGGUUUGAGAGAGAGCCUUUCGUCGUUAGGUUUUCUGCCCCUUCUACACGUGUUGGUGAGUUUGUAGUGAUGGCGCUGCAUGCUAAACCUGACGAUGCUGUAAAUGAACUUGAUCUUAUGGCUGAUGCCUAUGAUUAUACCGUCAACCAAUGGGGAAUCAGGGAUGUUGCUAUCAUGGGUGAUUUGAAUGCAGACUGUUCUUACGUAGGAAGUGAUGACUGGCAAAAUAUCCGACUUCGCACUCAAUCAAAAUUUGACUGGGUUAUACCCGAUUCGGCUGAUACAACGGUCUCUGGAAACACCAAUUGUGCAUACGACAGAUUUGUAUUAGCUGGAUUAAAUCUAAAGGCUAUGACUUCGGGUGCUGGUGUCUUUUACUUUGACGAUUUCUUUGGUCUCGACUAUACAGCAGCAAAGGCUGUGAGCGAUCACUACCCCGUAGAACUUACUCUUGAUUAAAAACGUCAUGGAAAUUAUUCACCAAUUGCUGAAGAUGGUCGGACAAUUUUUUUCUUGAAACAUGCUGAAAAUAAAGGCUUGAUACUGCUGAGGACAAUUACCCCAAUUCUCAUCUUAAUUCAGUCAAACAUAUCAAACAUAUUAUGGGGCUAAUGAUUAAAUGGAUUAUUCUAUUAUUUAUCGAUGAGCACGUUGGUUCGUUUUGUUUCUGUUUGGGGUCAAUGUUAUCCUGGCAUAUUAUGAGUCAACUUAUACCGUAGAAGUAAUCAUAGAUGAGAGAAAAGGGAGUUCCUCACCCCUCCAUUCCCUCCAAAAAUUUCAACUUCAAAGAAAUCAAAAUUGAAAAGAAGGAGAAAAGAAAGGAAAGGAGUGAUUAUGAUACUAUUUUGUGAAUGAUAUGAAGAAAAUAUCAAAUGAUAAGAAUUGCAUUUAAAAUGAUGAACAG